Molecule: messenger RNA, 1641 nt
Organism: Caenorhabditis briggsae
Lineage: Eukaryota; Metazoa; Nematoda; Chromadorea; Rhabditida; Rhabditidae
Exons: 9
Coding region: 1-1641 (546 amino acids)
Biological process (GO): transmembrane transport
Cellular component (GO): membrane
Molecular function (GO): transmembrane transporter activity
Source: RefSeq, a predicted model, not a curated record
AUGGCCAGUCAUUUAUCUAUUAGGAACAAGAUGUCGAUCGAUGAGAGUCUCGAAGAUGAGGAAGUCGAGGAAGUGCCCACGGCUCAGACUACAAUCACCAGUUACUGUUCUAGUGACGUUAUCAACGAAGUUAUGAAUCCGCUGAUCGAGCAAGGUCUCAAGAUUGAUAAACAAGAAGCCGCUCAUCAUGAGGAAGACAAUGUAUCCAAUGACAAGAUCAAACUUGAAUCGCUUUUCGAAGGACUCGGAAGUUUUGGAAGAUUUCAACAGAUCCAGUUCAUUCUAAUAUGUAUACCAAUCGCCUUCGUUUCCAUGCAUGUGAUGAGUUGGACUUUUGUCGUCUCAUCAGCAAGAAGGAUAUGUAAUGGAACCAACGAAACAAUUUUCGAUGAUGGAUGCAAAGAACGGGCAUAUUCGGCAUCCGACCGGUGGGAAAUGGAUGGAGACAACGGGUGGAUCAAAGCCACUGUACAAGCAGUAUAUUUUAUUGGACAACUUGUUGGAUCUUUUACUUGUGGUGUGAUGGCUGACAAAAUCGGAAGGAAGAAAGUACUCUUUUGGUGUCUAGUGCUCCAAGUAGCAUGUGCUCUUUUGCUGAUUGUAGCCCCUACUUGGUGGAUUUACGCUAUUCUCAAAGCUGGAACCGGCUUUUCUCAACCUGGAAUCUAUGGAGUUGCAGUUGUGUUAGGAAUUGAAUUGGUUGGAAAACAAUACCGUAGCAUCAUUGCUGUCAUUGCCAACGUCUUCUCCGUUAUUGGAGGGAUGGGGCUGGCUAUUCUGGCUUACUUCAUAGUAGACUAUCGAUUCCUCCAUGCUGCAAUUGCCAUCCCAUCACUGAUUUUCAUCACCUACUACUGGAUCAUUCAUGAGAGUGCUCGUUGGUUGGUUUCUCAAGAAAAAUACGAUGAUGCAAAUGUUGUACUCUGUGCAACAGCAAACUGGAACAAGAAGACAGUUCCAAAGGAUUGGGCUAACCAAGUCGGGAAGAAAAUGGAUGUAACUGUGACCAAGAAGAAGGAUACAUUUGGAGUAAUCGAUCUGAUUCGAACUCCGCAAAUGAGGAAACGAACAUUGACUAACUUCGUCAUGUGGCCAGUAACGACUAUGAUGUACUAUGGAAUGACGAUGAGAAGUGAUGUAGGCGGCGGAAGUCUCUUCGUGACUUUCAUAACAUCUCAAAUCAUGGAACUUCCGGCAGUUAUUAUAACUGCUUUGUUAAUUGACAGACUUGGAAGAAAGGUCAUGUAUUCUGGAUCCAUCUUCCUCGCAGGUCUGCUUCUUCUUGCCAACUGGCUGACACAUGAUAUGAUCCCACAUGAAUACGCAGUAGUGAUGCUCAUGGUUGCCAAAGGAGCUGUCUCUGUUUCCUACACUGUUAUGUACACAUACACAUCGGAACUGUUCCCAACUGUUAUUCGUAACACUGCCGUGGGAUGCUGCUCUACCAUCGCUAGAUUCGGAGCUAUUACAGCUUCAUUCAUCGCAUUUUUUUUGGUUGACAAAUUCGGACGCGUCGUCAUGAUUGUUCCUUUCACAAUUUUGGCCAUUUGUGCCUCAAUCGUCUCGUGGUUGAUGUUGCCAGAGACAGUCAACAAACAACUACCGGAUUCAAUUUCGGAAAUCGAAGGCAACAAAAUUUAA